Abrus precatorius (Indian licorice) is the source of this 1749-nucleotide messenger RNA. Its product is annotated as terpene synthase 10-like. Bases 1 to 1749 code for a protein of 582 amino acids. The record is from RefSeq and is a predicted model, not a curated record. Gene Ontology annotation, biological process: diterpenoid biosynthetic process. Lineage: Eukaryota; Viridiplantae; Streptophyta; Magnoliopsida; Fabales; Fabaceae. Gene Ontology annotation, molecular function: terpene synthase activity; magnesium ion binding. The transcript has 7 exons.
AUGGCUCUUUCUUCAGUCCCACUUGGCUUCACUAAAAUGCUUCUUCCUCUACAAAGCAAGUCAUAUCCAACUCCUCAAUGCAAGCCAUUAUCAAAUAAACUUUCUAAUAACAGUCAAAGAAAUCUUCGUCGAUCUGCCAAUUUCAAACCUUCAAUUUGGACUUACGAUUAUAUUCAAUCCCUAAGCAGUGAAUAUAAGGAAGAAAAGUACAUAGAGCAAGGGAGAAUGCUAAGGGAAGAAGUAAGGACGAUGCUUGGAAGACUGGAAAAUCCACUUGAUCAACUUGAGCUUAUUGAUGUAUUGCAAAGGCUUGGAAUUGAUUAUCAUUUUGGCAAUGAAAUAAAAAAUAUAUUGGACAAUGUUUACCAUUCGGAUGCAUUCAGGAGAGAGAAAAAUUUAUAUGCCACAGCACUUGAGUUCAGACUCUUAAGGCAACAUGGUUAUGAUAUCUCUACAGAUGUGUUUGUUUGCUUUCAAGAUGAAGUGGGUAAUUUCAAGAAGAACCUAUCUGUUGAUGUUGAGGGAAUGCUAUCACUUUAUGAAGCCUCAUUUCAUUUAAUGGAAGAGGAAAGUAUAUUGGAUGAGGCAAGAGAUUUCACCUCACAAUUUCUCAAAGAACAUUUGAAUCAGAAUAGAGGUGACCACAUUUCACUUCUAAUCAGUCAUGCUUUGGAGUUUCCAUUACAUUGGAGAAUUCCUAGAUGGGAAGCUCAGUGGUUCAUCAAUGUAUAUGAAGGAAAGCCAAACAUGAGUCCUGUUUUACUUCUUUUAGCUAAAUUGGAUUUCAACUUUCUACAAGCUAUCUACCACAAUGAAUUGAAGUAUACAUCAAGAUGGUGGAAUGAAACUGGCUUCACAGACAAGCUGAGUUUUAGUAGGGAUAGAUUGAUAGAAAACUUCAUUUGGACGGUGGGAACAAAUUUUAAGCCAGAUUUUGGAUAUUUUAGAAGAGCUAUGACAAAGGUCAAUGCCCUAGUAACCACAAUUGAUGAUGUUUAUGAUGUGUACGGUACCCUGGAUGAACUAGAGCUCUUCACAGCAGCAGUAGACAGAUGGGAUUUAAAUGCAAUGGAUGGUCUCCCUGACUACAUGAAAACAUGCUUCCAUACCCUCUAUAAAUUUGUCGAUGAAAUGGCUUUAGAAACUCUAAAAAAGAAUGGGCACUACAUUACUCCUUACCUAAAGAAAGUGUGGACAGAUAUAUGUAAAGCAUAUCUAAUUGAGGCAAAGUGGUACUGUAAUGGAAAUACACCAAGCCUCCGAGAAUACCUAGAGAAUGCAUGGGUUUCUAUCAGUGCACCAGUUAUACUUGUCCAUGCUUAUUUUUUGAUUCCACAUCCAAUCAAGAAGAAAGACUUUGUUUAUUUAGAGGAAUACUCUGACAUAAUUCAGUUUUCAGCAAUGAUUUUACGCCUUGCUAAUGACCUUGGAACAUACAAACGUGAAAAUGAGUCAGGCGAUGUUCCUAAGUCAAUUCAAUGCUACAUGAACGAAACUGGAGCCACUGAAGGAGAGGCUUGUGAGUAUGUAAAAUCCAUGUUGUCUACGAUGUGGAAGAAGAUGAAUAAAGAGGCUCAUAAUUCUUCUUUCUCUCAAAGUUUCAUAGAUACAGCUAUAAACUUGGCAAGAAUGGCAUUGUGCAUGUACCAGCAUGGAGAUGGCCAUUCUAUUCAAGAUAUUGUUGAAAUCAGGAAUCACAUUCUAUCAUUAAUUGUUCAACCGAUUCCUAUUAUAUGGGCAAUGAAAUAG